UUCGCGCCGAACCUCCUCGCGCGACGUAUGUGUCGCGUCGCUUGCAGUGCUGAGCGCGUUUUCGAUGUUUCCGUGUCGUCUGUUGUGCUCCUAUUGACAUAUCUGUGUGAAUUGUGCUAUGGAAUCUGUUUGUGUGUUCAGGUCGCCCUAAAGGGCUGGUUUUGUGUGAUUUGACUGCCACUGGAAUUAUUGUAAUUGGUAGAGCCAGUAGGAAUGCUGAAGCACGUGGCGGUGUCGCCGCACCGCGCGCGAGCCGACUCUGUCAGCCUGUCCUCCUCCGCCUCUUGCUGUAGCCUUGGUAGCCUCGAGAACCGACACGACUCUGUCACUGACCUUUCACAUCGCACGACCACGAUAAAGGUGUUUGCGCGUUGUCUCCGACCUGACAUCGAAUACAAAACCCUGUCAGUUACGUGGGGCACCAGAGCCAAGGAAGUGGUGGCUACACUCCUGGGGAAGUUCCGCAUGAGACAUCGAGAUCCUCGGCUGUUCUACCUGAGCAUGGAAGUGAGGGUUCGAGCUGCAGGUUUACGGACAGCUCUUGUCCUUGAUGAUGAUGCCAGACCAGCAGCGUUGCAGGCGUGCCACCCAAAGGGAUACUCUAAGUUCUCCCUACAAAUGCGCCCAGGCGGCCUCGUCAAAAUCUACGACUCCGCUCUCAUGUCCUCGUCCCAGUACAAGUGCCUGCUGACCAGUGAACGGACCACUGCUGACGAGCUGCUGGCGAUAUUGCUCCACUGCUAUGACUCCACGGAGGGCGUCGAGCGGUUCUCGCUGUAUGAGGUAUGCCCAUCCCAAGAGUACGAGCGCAAACUCCACCCGGAUGACUUGCCAUUAUUGGUGCAGCGCUCCUGGCCCCAAGAUACUGAUUGCCAUUUCCGCGUCAGACGAAACCCGAGAGCUCCUCCACUCCCUCCAAGGACGAACCUUCCCCCCCUUUCUCUACCUCCUCCCCUUCCCUCACCAACGGACUCCCAAGAAGAGGACGAACCGUCUAGAGCCCUAUCAGCCUUAUCCUUAGAAGCAGACGACAAAAGAUACAGCCCAGUAUACAAAUUCCCCAGCAUAAGCUAUUGCAGGGAAACCAAAAACGACUAUCUAUACAUUUGACUAGCAAUCAAUCUGAUCAGGAUAAAAGGUCUUAUGUAUCGGAAAAGAACAGUGAAGAAGAUACUCUUGUGAUGUGUAAAUAAAGUACAGUUUCGUGUAAAGUGUAAAUAGGGAUUGGUGCGGUCAAACCAAAGAGGUUUAUGUGUAGGAGUAUGAAAUAUAGCCUUGUUCAGGGCUUGAUAUAAUUGAAGGUAUUUUGUGAAACUUUUUCAAUAUGUAAGUAAAUAAAAGUUGGUCUAAUUUAAUAAUAAAGCCAAAGAGCUUUUGAAAUUAUAAUACAUAAUCAUAUAUAUGAAUACCAAGUUAUAAAUAAAGCGCUAAUUUUUUUGUAAGAAACAUUUUUUGUAAAAAGUUUUUAGUGAAAAUGAUAUCAUAAAAAUAUUUAUUUACCUUAUCCGCUCUAGAUUUUGUAUUGUAAUAUGCGAACUCUGGCAUUAUUAAAUUAGAUCUACUGUAGGUACAGUAACCGAUUAUGUUUUCUUGCGGAUAAUUUGAAAGAAUUUUAUUCCGAACACGUUAUAUUAAAAUAAAAAUCAAAUGCAUUGUAGCAGUUUAAAUAGUUUCAAGUUAUUGAAAUUACUUAUAUAUUUUUAUUAUGAUUGUGAAGUUAAAUAAUCCUUUUUGUAUUUUUCUUAUUUUAAUCUAGUCUUCUCAAAUCUGCACCUACAUAUGAUUUUCAAACGAUUACUGAUUUACGUCUGUGUUCACUACAAACGUUAUAAUAUAUUUACGGUAAGGUGUCAUUUGUAAUACCAGCGCCUGUAAUUUUUUUUUAAUCCGAAGCCCUAAACCAUACUUAAAAAGUGCACGGUAUUUUAGACAGUAUUGCUAUUAUUAUAAGGAAGGUUAUUUGUGUACUUUGAGGGUAUGAACAGCAAAAAUAAUGUACAUAGAUUAAUUUUAAUUUAGCUAGUAGACACCAAAGAGGCAAGCGAGUUAUAAUGAAAUUAUACAUAGUGCUAUAAACUAUUUUCUAUUUGACAGAUUGGCGUCAUGUGUGACUUAUCUUCCUAGUGAUAUUUUUUAGAAUGAUUUGCAAUCGGGUUUCAGAUUCGAGUUUCAAUUUAUGUGUACGGAAAUCUUUACAAAUUCUGCAGACUGCAGAACGAAGAAUUUUUUAUUGUUAGCGAAAAAUUGCUGGUCUACAACUUUUUUGUCUACCAAAAUGUAAAGUUCAAUAAACAUAUUAUAUUGUGGUCGACAACAAUAGUUCGAAAGAUUUUACUUAGUCUGGUUGUGUGAGCAGAGAAAGAGAGACUUUCAAUUCGCGCGCUCAUUGUUCUGUUGAAAGUUACCCGGCAAAUUAGUAGAGUGAAAUUUUCACGUUAAAUUUGUACUUAUACGAAUAUUUUAAUACUGACGCGUUGAUAAUGGCGCGAUUUAACUGAGAAGUGUGAAUAAGCAGGUAUAGUAACGUAUCAAUAGAUAGUUGUGUUUGUAACUGUCAAAUAGAACAUGGUAUAUUGUAGCGGGUUAUAGAUUUAUUUAUCUGUUAUGUAAUGUGAUGUUUAUUUAUUUAUGGACGUCGCCCAUUGCCCGCGCAGUGUGCGACUCAGAUACUUUAUCACGCCUGUAAUGAAAUAUAUGACGUUUCCUUGUAA
Pararge aegeria (speckled wood butterfly) is the source of this 2711-nucleotide messenger RNA. RefSeq lists its product as uncharacterized. The record is from RefSeq and is a predicted model, not a curated record. Gene Ontology annotation, biological process: positive regulation of fibroblast growth factor receptor signaling pathway; positive regulation of epidermal growth factor receptor signaling pathway; signal transduction. NCBI's taxonomy places the organism in Eukaryota, Metazoa, Arthropoda, Insecta, Lepidoptera, Nymphalidae. The transcript is spliced from 5 exons. The coding region runs from base 214 to 1110 and encodes 298 amino acids.